GGUUUYGAAUGAGUUGUCGAAAGCAGCAAAAAUACAAACAAUACUGGUAUUUUAGAUGGGAUUUUCUCGUUAUUUGUGAUAGUUGGCUGUAUAGAAUCAACCCUAAAGGAAAUGGGGAACUUCUUCACGUCGAUUUUUAGUCGUCUUCUGGGUAAAGAAGAGUGUAGGAUCCUCAUGAUUGGUUUAGACAAUGCGGGCAAGACCACCAUCUUGUAUCGACUCAAGUUAGACGAAGUGGUCUCUACUGUUCCAACACUAGGCUUUAACGUCGAAACAGUCACUUACAAGAAUAUUAGCUUUACUGUAUGGGAUAUAGGAGGUCAGGAUAAGAUAAGGAGCUUGUGGAGAGUGUAUUUUCAAGGCUGCCAGGGGCUCAUUUUCGUCGUGGACAGCGCAGACAGGGAAAGGAUUGGAGAAGCUGAACUCGAAUUAAAGAAACUUCUGAGUGAGGACGAACUUCAGAACGUUAUCUUGCUUGUGAUUGCUAACAAACAAGACAUGCCUAAUGCUUUGAGUUCUUCCGAGGUCCGAGAGAAAUUAAAAUUAAAUGACAUUCGUAAUAGACCUUGGUUCGUCCAGUCUGCGUGUGCUGUUAAAGGAGAAGGAUUAUUUGAAGGGUUAGACUGGAUGGCUACCCAAAUAAAACAAAGAAAGACAUGGUUCUAAUAUCUGGGAUAAUAUUUACCUUAUUGUAGUUUAAUAUGGUAUUGUUACGGUGGAAUAGAGGUUAUAAAACAGGUCAUGAUCAUUCAGGAAUUAAUUUUAUCMCUCGUAAAGUGUACAAAUGCAGUCAGCGUCAUCCAUUAUUUGUGCUAUUUUGACAAAAUUGUACAAGUCACAAUUGAUUUAACUAGCUCUGGUUUUUACAAUUAAAUUCGUCAGCUGGCCAUGUAAGAAUAACUUUUCUGGCUCAUAUAUUUCACUCAAACAAAAACAAUUCUGUCAACUCCUUUUCUUUAAGCCUAUAAAUAAUUUAUCAUGGAAUAAAAUUGAAACAUUGA
This is a messenger RNA of Actinia tenebrosa (Australian red waratah sea anemone), 1001 nucleotides long. RefSeq names its product ADP-ribosylation factor 1-like 2 pseudogene. Lineage: Eukaryota; Metazoa; Cnidaria; Anthozoa; Actiniaria; Actiniidae. The record is from RefSeq and is a predicted model, not a curated record.